AUGGCUUCACGAAAGGCCAUUAAUCCUGUGGCCUUUACGCCAUGGCCCGUGACGAUCAUCACAACUGCAAUUUACCUCGCUCUCCUCAUUCCUGUCCUGGUCAUCCACCACAAUGUUCCCUCCGCCCCCCGAACAAAUCCCAAAGGUCUAGAUCUGGCUGAAGCAUGGCACGAUCUCCAGUCUUUGACAAGUGGAUUCCAUCCAUACAACUCUCACCGAAACGACGAAGUCCGCGCCUGGCUGCUCGAGCGAAUUGACGCGAUCCGCCGUGAAACUGCAUCUGCGGAGGCACGCGAAGGCGAGACCCGUCCAGAGGUUGUAGUUUUUAACGACCUGACGUCAAACCUGACUUCAGCAGAUGGCCGUACUGGCGUCUACUUCGAAGGCACUAAUAUCCUCGUCUAUAUCCGCGGCUGGGAAGACAAGGAAGAAAACUGGUGGGAGGUGCCUGGCAAGUCUCCCGGAGGCAAGGGCGGGGUCCUGGUCAAUGCGCACUAUGACAGCGUCUCAACGGGCUACGGUGCUACAGACGAUGGCGUGGGAGUCGUUACCUGUCUGCAGCUGGUGCGCUAUUUCACGACGCCGGGCCAUGCGCCGCGACGUGGUUUGGUGGUCCUUUUCAACAAUGGCGAGGAAGACUACUUGAAUGGCGCGCGCGUAUAUGGCCAACACCCGCUCUCCAAGUUUGCGCAUACUUUUCUCAAUCUUGAAGGGGCGGGUGCUGGUGGUCGGGCAACCUUGUUUCGCAGCUCGGAUACGGAGGUCACCCAUGCCUACGCGAAGUCUGCCCGGCCAUUUGGUUCGGUCCUUAGUGCGAACGGUUUCGAGAGCGGUUUGAUUAGCAGUCAGACGGACUAUGUGGUCUUCCAGGGAAUGCUUGGCUUGCGAGGCCUUGACGUCGCAUUUAUGGAGCCCAGGGCACGAUACCAUACUGACCAGGAUGAUACGCGACAUACCAGCUUGAAUUCUGUAUGGCAUAUGCUCUCAGCGGCCGUUGCUACGACGAACGAGCUUGUUUCCGACUCCAGUGGUCAAUUUGAUGGACCGGCUCAUGAUGACGGCCUUGUGCCCAGCGGUACUGGCACUCGUGCUGUCUGGUUUGAUCUCUUUGGCAGCGCACUUGCUGUUUUCCGUCUGCACACUCUUUUCGCGCUGUCUGUGACGCUCCUCAUUGUCGCACCCCUGACUUUGCUCAUGACGAGCGUGGCUCUUUCGAAGGCCGACAAGAUGUGGCUGUUCCGAUCUUCCGUAUCCGUGGACACGACGGAGAAAAUCCCGUUGCGAGCUUUACGUGGAUUCUUUCGCUUUCCGUUCCUCAUUGGUGUCCCCACUGCUGUGGUCAUUGGGUUCGCGUAUCUGCUGGCCAAGAUCAAUCCAUACAUCAUCCACAGCAGUCAGUAUGCCGUGUGGAGCUUGAUGGCAUCUACCUGGGUCUUUUUGGCCUGGUUUGUCGCAUGUGUCAUGGACUUUGCCCGCCCUUCCGCAUUCCAAAGGGUGUAUACUUGGACUUGGCUUUUCAUUCUAUCAUGGGCCUUGCUGGUGAUGUCGACUGUUUAUGAAAACGAGAAAGGUCUAGCUGGUGGCUAUUUCAUGUUUUUCCAUUUCGCAGGAACGUUCUUAGCCACAUGGAUAUCAUAUCUUGAGCUUUUCGCACUGCCAACCAAAUCUGAAUAUGUUGGUCAAUUCCUCCAGGGCUCCCGCCGUCCCAGCAGUUACGGUAGCCGACUCGGAGGUAACUCUGUCGAUGGGGGCGAGGGUGAAAAUACCGAGGAAGACCCCACGGAGUCCACGUCUCUCUUGCAUGGACGUCACCGGACUACCUUCGCCAACUAUGUGAAUGUCACUGGAAAUCAAACAGAGAGUGAAAUCAAUGAAGAGAGCGAGCACGACCCGAGGGUAUAUGGUUACGAACAAACAUGGAGUGGCUCAAUCCCGAGCUGGACUUGGAUUCUACAGCUACUUCUCACCAUUCCAGUGAUCUUGAUGCUCAUUGCCCCACUCGGCCUACUGCUCACCAGCGCCCUGCAUCAAACAGGCCAAGAUGGCAUGCCUCAGCUGUUUGUGUACAUCAGCCUUGCCAUUCUUACUGCGAUGCUCUUCUCUCCCAUGCUUCCAUUUAUUCACCGCUACACUUACCACGUCCCGAUGUUCCUAUUUUUAGUUCUGGUCGGCACACUUAUCUACAAUCUAGUCGCAUUCCCUUUCUCCGAAUCCAGUCGCGUGAAGCUGUACUUCUCACAGCGAGUCGACCUAGACCGAGGUAACUCCACCGCAUACCUGACGGGUGCAUCCCCAUUCGUUGAGGAUGUGGUGCGAGGCCUUCCAUCCGGCACGGGACAAGUGAACUGCAAUACCAGGGUCGCCAGAGGACUCCAAUGUUCCUGGCCAGCACCAGAACCUCAUGUGGUGCCCAGUGAUGAAGCCUCCGACUCUUCCCCGGGUCCUUCAGUAGACUGGGUCAGCUACGAGAUCUCGCCGCCUCCCGACAAAAGCUCGUCUGUGCGCUUCCAGAUCUCCGGCCAAAAUACUCGUUCUUGUCGCAUCACAAUGGAUAGCCACCCCAUCACCAACUUCAGCGUUGUGGGCUCAUCGGCUCCAGAUAGCCGAUUCCUCAGCCCGGCCCGGGACGGGUUGCACGAAAUCCGCCUCUGGAGUCGUUCGUGGCAGAACAGCUGGACUGUCGAUGUCCGCUUUGCUGACCACGCCUCCGGGUCUUCUGGUGCUGAGGACAAGCUCGGCAACCUGAAGGGUCGCGUCUCAUGUAUCUGGAGCGAUGACAACACGCCUGGCCUCAUCCCUGCCAUCGACGAGGUUAGGCAGUACGCCCCUUCGUGGGUGGCUGUCACCAAGAUGGCGGAUGGCUUGGUGGAAGGAUAUCGUGAAUUCGAGCUCAAGCGUACUAGCUCUGGCUCGUGGGAGCGUUCUUAA
This is a messenger RNA of Penicillium chermesinum, 2928 nucleotides long. RefSeq names its product M28 family metallopeptidase. Bases 1 to 2928 code for a protein of 975 amino acids. Gene Ontology annotation, biological process: proteolysis. The record is from RefSeq and is a predicted model, not a curated record. The transcript has a single exon. Gene Ontology annotation, molecular function: metalloexopeptidase activity. NCBI's taxonomy places the organism in Eukaryota, Fungi, Ascomycota, Eurotiomycetes, Eurotiales, Aspergillaceae.